AUGUCGACAACGGUACCCGAGGGUUUGACCGGUUCGCAGCAGGAAGCGUUUCAGGCGUUUGUGGAUAUCACGAACUGGAGCCAGGAUCCGCAACUGGCAGUUGUCCUACUGCGGUCGUGUGAAUGGAAUGUGGAGCAGGCGGUCACAGCCCACUUCGACGGGACGAUUAUGGACGAAGAUGACACGCCAGACACUGGUUCACAAGCUGGCGAUGUUGGAAGCUUGAAUAGUGGCAUUAGCAAUGGCGGAUCAUUAAGAUCUCAACAGAGAUCAGAUCAUCAACAGCCAACUUCGAUAAUGCAAGAACUGGAUGAACAAGAACUGUAUGAAAGCACGAAUAUAGCACCACGGGUCAAUCCUACUCCGCCAAUAUACGCCGCUAGAACAGGAGUUAAUGGUGGUGGGGUGUCGAUUAUUCAGACAGUUUUGCUGUUUCCGUUUAAUGUCGGUUAUAAAGCACUCAACACUCUGUUAUAUUUCUUGUCUUGGUUGUUCCCGUUUUUGCCUCGUCUGACUGGUUAUUAUCCAGCCAACAGGGCUGCUAGACAUACUGGAUCAGAGACGGGAGAUUACGCCAAAAACGCAGCUGCUCGGUUUAUUCGUUCUUUUGAAGAGAAUUAUGGAACCGGUCGUGCUGUUAGUUCAACUUCUGGUACUGGUUCUUCUUCUACUGGUGCUUCUGGUACUGGUGGUGCUGGAGCUGGUGAUAGUACUAUUUCAGAUGCCAAUGCUGGUGAGUCAAGUAGCAGCAGUGGUGGUAUUGAUAACAAUUCAAUUGAUAACAAUGAAGAUUCGUCUGUAUCGGGAUCUAUUCUGCCAUUUUUCCUGGGUGGAUAUACAGAAGCACUGGAAAAAGCCAAGACUGAUCUUAAAUAUCUGGUGGUGGUUCUUCAAUCGGAAGAGCAUGAUCUGACAGCGGAUUUCAAUCGGAAUGUGCUGUUAUCACCACAAGUGAUUGAUCUGUUGAAAAGAGAAGAUAUUAUAUUCUGGGCAGGUAAUGUUAAAGAGUCGGAAGCAUAUCAAGUAGCCAGUGGUCUCGAGGUGACCAAAUUCCCAUUCUGUGCUCUGAUUGCACCCAGUCCAAGAACACCGACGUCGUCAGUUCUUGUUAUGACGGUGCUAUGUAAACUACAGGGAGCUACAAUGGACUCGAAUGAGUUUGUUUCUGAGAUUGAAGAGCGAAUGGAAGCUCAUUCCCCGAAAAUAUUAGCAUUGGUGCUGGACAAACAAGAGCGAGAUACGUCGAGACGACUGCGAGAAGAGCAGGAUUCCGCGUAUGAACGAAGUUUACAAGCCGAUAGAGAACGAUUACGGAAACAAGAAGAAGAGCGGAAGAAAGCCGACGAAGAAAGAGAGCGUCAAGAACGAGAAGCUCGUGAGGCACAAGAAAAAGAAGAUCUGUUACAAAGAAACCAAACUCAAUGGAGACAAUGGCGAGCCCAGCAGCUACGAAAGAAACUCGAUCUCGUUUCUCCAUCGUCUGGAGCCAACACCCCAUCUCUUUCGAGUUCACCAUCCUCGACUACUAACGCUGCUGUUGCCGGAGCACGACCUGCCCGGAUCAGCUUACGGCUUCUGUCUGGCGAGCGAGUGGUACAACUUUUCUCGCCAACCGACACACUCGAAGACCUGUAUGCAUUUGUGGAAUGCCACGAGCUCCUCAAAGAGCCAGCACCCACCACCGAAACCACUGCCCCACCCGACUUCACAUUCACAUACAACUUCCAACUGUCGACCCCCAUGCCCCGCAAAGUGCUCGAACCCUCAACCGAUAUCCACAUCGCAGACGAACGCUCGGUGUACCCCUCAGGAAGCGUUCUUGUAGAAACAGCCGACCCUGACGACGACGAAGAUAACGAAUAA
This is a messenger RNA of Sugiyamaella lignohabitans, 1863 nucleotides long. RefSeq names its product Ubx3p (gene UBX3). Gene Ontology annotation, molecular function: ubiquitin binding. The record is from RefSeq and is a predicted model, not a curated record. Lineage: Eukaryota; Fungi; Ascomycota; Dipodascomycetes; Dipodascales; Trichomonascaceae. Bases 1 to 1863 code for a protein of 620 amino acids. Gene Ontology annotation, cellular component: endoplasmic reticulum. The transcript has a single exon.